Sinocyclocheilus grahami is the source of this 688-nucleotide messenger RNA. Its product is annotated as glucagon family neuropeptides-like. Lineage: Eukaryota; Metazoa; Chordata; Actinopteri; Cypriniformes; Cyprinidae. Gene Ontology annotation, molecular function: pituitary adenylate cyclase activating polypeptide activity; neuropeptide hormone activity; peptide hormone receptor binding. The transcript is spliced from 4 exons. The record is from RefSeq and is a predicted model, not a curated record. The coding region runs from base 1 to 468 and encodes 155 amino acids. Gene Ontology annotation, cellular component: neuron projection; perikaryon; extracellular region. Gene Ontology annotation, biological process: positive regulation of ERK1 and ERK2 cascade; adenylate cyclase-activating G protein-coupled receptor signaling pathway; neuropeptide signaling pathway.
AUGAGUACUACUGAAGGUGAUACUUUCUCCAAUCUGAACGAUACAAGACUAGACAACGUAUUUGACGAAGACGGAAACUCGUUAAGCGACCUGGCUUUUGGCACUGAUCAAAUUGCUAUACGAAGUCCUCCAUCUCUCACGGAUGACCUGUACACACUAUACUAUCCGCCAGAGAAAAGAACGGAAAGGCAUGCAGAUGGAUUAUUAGAUAGAGCCUUGAGGGACAUCCUGGUUCAGUUAUCAGCACGAAAAUAUCUGCAUUCUCUGAUGGCAGUUCGCGUAGGCGGAGGAAGCAGCGAGGAGGACGAAUCGGAAACCUUAUCAAAAAGGCAUUCGGAUGGGAUCUUCACCGACAUUUACAGUCGCUACCGAAAACAGAUGGCCGUCAAGAAGUAUUUAGCAGCCGUCCUGGGAAGAAGGUACAGACAGAGAAUUAAAAACAAAGGACGUCGAUUUGCUUAUUUGUAGCGCUGACAAAACUGCCCCCAACUGCCCCUCCAUGUGUACAUUCAGUCCUAAGAUCAAAGUCAUUCUGAUAUAACUGAUUAAUCAGUGGAUCGCGCCUGUGUUCUUUAAACAUGUAUUUAUGUAUGAAGUAAAGCCAUUAAAAUGAAUAUUUUACUAAUAACAUUGUUUUUCUUUUUGUACAAAAGCACUUGAAAUUGCACAGUUAUAAUUUGUGGACCAA